Molecule: messenger RNA, 8811 nt
Organism: Cladocopium goreaui
Lineage: Eukaryota; Dinophyceae; Suessiales; Symbiodiniaceae
Source: the annotation of a GenBank genome assembly
AUGGCUGCACCACCCGCACCGACAGGCGGGACAAUACCGCUGACGGAAUACCGUCGUGAUGUACCGCCAGGAUGGUCUCCCGGCGACUCAGGGUACACGCUGAGGAGUUACCUGGAGAAGCUGCGGUUAUGGUACCGCAUAUGUUCGCUGGAGGACGAACAUGUGGGCCCUGUGAUCGCUGGAAGGUUGUAUGGCAGAGCUCACCGCAUUGCCAUGCAGCUGAGGGUCCCUCGACCUGACGGCAACGUGGACCAAGGAGAUGCCGCGCUGGUGAGGCUUCCGGUGGACGAGGUGCGAGACCCCAACACCAAUGAGGUGAUCCAACAGGCGAUCCCGUCUGGAGUGCAGUUCCUGGUGAAUGCACUACGCCAGGCAUUCGGCCAGAUGGACCAAGACUUGGCGACGGCUGCACUGGAAAGCUUCUUCAGCUUGUCAAAGCAUGGAAGCAAGCUGAGCCUGUCGGAGUUCUCAGUGGAGUUCGACAGCCGCUAUGAAGAAGCUCAUGAACGUGCAGGACUGCAGCUGAACGACGUGGCCAAGUACUACCUGUGGUUCAAGGGAUCUGGAUUGCCGCCUCGCACCAUCGACGACAUCAAGCUCCAGGUGAACGGAGACUUCCGGAGGUUCGAAGAUGCCAGAGCUCUAGCCCUUCGCAUCACCCCCAACAAGGAGACCAAGGAGAACGAGAUCUUCUACGGCCAUGAUGAAGAUGAAUGGUGGUAUGAUGCGGAGGAGUACAACCAGUACUAUGAGACGGCUGCUGACUACGACGACUACUAUGCCGACGAGUACGACUGGUGGUAUGGCUAUGAAGCUGAUGGAGAUGGACCAGGUGAAUGGGUCUACGAGGACGCCGAUGGCUAUGAGUGGCAUGAGGAUGAUGCUACAUGGGAGUCCGAUGGACACAACACCACAACAUCAGCCAAUGUGGAGCCCGAGAACACCGAGGGAAAGUUCCGCAACAAAGGCUUCGGCAAGAGUUAUGGCAAGAAGGGCAGAGGCAAGAACCACUGGUACACUGGAACGAAAGCCCUGGACCUUCGAGAAGGUAUUCCGGAUCACACUACUUCGACUUCAUCGUCUUCGCACAGCACCCUCUUCGUCAAGGACAAGAUCCAGUCGAAUGUUGCCGGCAAGACGAUACCAGAGAAGCAUGUGAUCCACACCUCAUCCGAGGAAGAAGACUUCAUGUCCCGGAGGAAUCCCAACAAGGUCUUCGCUACAUCUACGACGAGCUCUACGGAUGGGAAUGCCAUGGAAGAGAUGAUCAAGCCAGAGAAGCAGCACUCCUUCAACUUUCCGACCUUCCACAACACCUACACGGAUGGUCAAUACUUCUCUGUGAAAGGUGAGAAAAGGUAUGGUCUAUUGAUAGACCCUGGAGCUGCUUCAGGACUGGUGGGAUCCGACACCUUGCGAGAGCUGGUUGAUCAAUGUGUGAAGCCUGCAGGACGUCAAGGAGAGAUGGUGAUCGACCACGGCAAGGUUGUCCCAGUCAGUGGCAUCAAUGGAACCACUGAAAGCACUUUGGGUCAGGUGACAGUACCAUUGGUUAGUGGAGGUCAUGCUCUGACCUACACCGCUGACGUGCUUGGUGGUGAAGGAUCCUACUGUCCCGCUUUGGUUGGAAACCCAGCGCUGAGAGACAUGAAUGCAGUCAUCUUCAGCAACUGGUUUCAAGGAGGUGAUGGCUUGAUCAUGGUUGGAGCGCCUCAGGACGACAUCAUGCAUCACCGCAUGUUCAGGCUGCUCCUCACCGACAGUGGGCACUACAUGCUGCCGACCGACCAGGGCAACUCUGAGAAAGUUCCAGGUCAAGCCAAGCGAGAAGCAGCCCUUUUCUGUGCCAAGGCUGCUGCAAGAUCCACUGAACUGUGGACCGAUGUUCAUCCCAGAGUUCAGCACUGCUUCGUGUCCAAUGUGGGCAUGCAGGCAGGAGUUGACCGGGGUGGAGACAGCAAAAUUGGUGAAGGCGAAAACAAUGAAGCCAGUGAAGAAUCGGUUGAAGAUUCUGGCAACAACCCCGACGGAAUCGGCAAGAUUGGUGGCGAUGGCUCACAACUUUCUUCAGGACAUCAACCUGUGGAGCCGCCGCCUACAUGCAGUGAAUCGACCAAGAAGGUUCGCUUCAACGAUCAGCCACCGACAGAAGAUGCAGUGACCAAACAGGUCGUGGACAUCGAGCCCAAGAACACCGGAGGUGGAAAAGUUUCACAACCGGCCAUUUUGGCCCCAGAAGAGGCAAGGGUCUCUUCUCACGACAUCAUUUACUACGACAAGGUCGACGUCUUGGACAAGACCCCUGCGGAUGAUGAACCCUACGUGGAGGACAAGUUCCCUGAGGAUGCAGACUUGGCCAAGCUCAACAGGCGCUACAAGGCCGUUCCUGAAGAGUUCUACUCAAAGACAGGUUUGCAUCCGGUCACACCACAGAACUUUGGAUCUUGGUUUGCCAAGGCCAAGGGCCGCAAGCUGAAGUGGCACAUGUGGGAGCUUGCAAGUGGUUCAGGUCGACUCAGCCUGAUCUGUCUGAUGGCAGGUCUGAUCGUGGGCUUCCCCGUGGACUACCGGUAUGGCUGGGACCUGAACAACCCAUUGCAUCAGAAGAUGCUCAGAGCCAUUCAGAAGGAGUUCCAACCAGGCUACAUUCACCACAGCCUGGAUUGUGCUCCAUGGUCACAGGCUGGCAAUACCAAGGAUCCUCAAGAACGACUAUACAAGAGCGGAUGCAAGCAAGACCUUCUCUCGACUUCACAAUGGAAACCUGCUGGGAACAACAUCGACAUCAUCGAGGUUAUGGUCUUGAACAACCCUGGGGAAAAUGGCCAACCUGUUCAGAAGGCAACUGGUCUUGGUGGCAAUGUCAAGUGGACACGCACCUGCUUGAGAUGCAGUGGACAUGGAGGCCGCCAACAUGCUCAACUACAAGGUCAAGCUCCUGGAGGCUUCAGUCGCACUGCUGCAGCUGCUGUGUACCCCAAGACAAUGUGCCAGAGGAUGAAACAAGACAUUGUGGCCUUCCUGAAUCAGCGCAACUUGAUUAAGUUGCCCAAAUGGCCCAAGGACCUGAUCUACCACAACAUCUCACAUCACUAUGAGUGCGUCAGGUGUCAACUUGGAAGAGCCUGUCCCAAAGACAUUCCACACACGAUGAUACCGAAACAAUGCAGGCAUGGAAAGUGGGCACCUGGCACCAGUGAUCCGAAGUCGAAGGCAGCACCAGUUGAUCCUGUCAAAGACUGGACGAAACGAGCUGAUGAGGAUGUGCUGCCGGCCAUACAGCUGGAAGAUCGGAUGAAUCCCCCAUUGACCACACAUCAGAGGCACUACCUGAAGAAGCUGCUCCUGGAGACUGUGAAUGCCACUCUGGGCAUCUUCAAUGAAGCCACUGGCAUGCUGGACUACAAGCACUGGUUGGAAGACGCAGUGCGUAUGGUGCUCUUCAAGCACAUCUUCAAGGAGCACUUCGUGGUCAAGGGCGUUCUUCUGGAGUUGAGGCCAUUCUGCAGAGACAACGCUGAACCUCAACUGACCUUUCAGUCAUCCUAUCUGAGGUUGCCCAUACAAGGAUCUGUCAAGGACUGGACUAUUGGACCUCUACAAGAUCUACGAGAGAUGAGUCACAAUCAGAUCCAUGAGGCAAUUGAUGAGGAGAACUGGAUGGUCACUUUGUAUGGCAUUGAGCCAGAGCUGGUGCCUUCACCAUCGACACCAUCUUCACGACCACGGAAGAUUCCACCACAACCUGGACUACCUCCACGGCAAGAUGACAGUCUUGGUGAAGCGCAAGUUCUGGAGCGACCCACUGCAGAAGGUGAGUCACCUAUGGUGGACACACCCUAUGAGGCUGCAGAGGAGUUUGAGGUGGCACCCAGAGAUCAGAUCAGGCCAAUUCGGCCAAACUACAACCUCAAGAUGGUUCUCAGGAGACUUCCCAAGCUCUAUGCCGAGGAGAACUAUGCCAAGUGCAAGCAGUUGCUGCUGGGCUUGCAUGAGCGCAUGUGGCACUCUCCUUCCGGAGAUUUCUGCAACCUCCUACGGCGAGCUGGCAUGGAACCCGAGCUUGUGAAGCUUGCCGACGAGGCCAUCAAACAAUGUGCAGUGUGCCGCAAGUUUGUCCGAUUGCCAAACCGGCCACAGAUGCGUGCCAGAGGAGCCAACGUCUUCGGCCAAGCAGUUCAACUUGACCUGCUCAACUGGGAAGGCAAUUGGUUCAUGCUCCUGGUGGACGAGGCCACUCGAUUCAAAGCUUGUGGAACCAUCCAAGGACAAGCUGCUGAUGACCUGCUUCAAUUUGAGAGGCUCAACGUGGAGCGACAGCCUCGUGGCACCACUGCAGGCCAUGGAGCUGAACAGCAUACUGGCACUGGCAUCGUGGAACGACACGUUCAACUCAUGAAGCUGACGAUGUACAAACUUCGUGCUGAACUCCAACGUCAAGGUCUCAAUCCACAACCAGAGGAGAUCGGCCGAGAGAGCGCUAUGGCUCAGAACCUCACUUUGAGCUACAAGGGAGUGACUCCUGCAAUGGCAGUUUUCGGAGUACUACCCCGAGGCUUCUACGAGAUCGAGUCUGAGGGCAUCAUGAGCUAUGAAGGAUCAGUUCAGACAGAUGUCACCGUCUUUGAACGGGCAAUGCGCAUCAGGCAAUCCGCAUUGGCCCAGGCUCAACAAGCAGUGGUCGAAGACCGUGUUGCCCGGGCGAGCCGAACGAGGCCGCAUCAGCUUGAUCUCAGUGCUCUUACAGCUGGCACAUCGGAGGUUGAGUUCUUCAGAGAAGUCAAGGACGACCCUGGCUGGAGAGGACCUGCUCUACUUCUACGGCUAGACGCUGAUGAUGGAGUAGCAGUCAUCCAAUACCAGGGCAAGCCCUAUCUGGUGGCACUCAGGCACAUCCGACCAUUCAGAGGCAUUUACCAUGUGGCUGUCCAGAAGCCGGAGGUCGACGACAUGCUCUACAAGAUCAUGCGCUAUGUGGAGUCCCUCACGGACUACAAGGUCUACCUCUAUGGCUGGGUUCGAGAUCGCCAAGACAAAUGGAUUCAACUCCCAAAGAACAACGAGGAAGCCAACCGAACUCUGCAGAAGCUUCCGACACUACAUGGAUGUCUUCUUGGAAAAGCUCUUCGAAGUCUGAAGCCACCGACAAACACCACUGGGAUCCUUAUCACUUGGAUUCAGAGCGGUCGCAACUAUGCAGUGCAGGAGCACAAGUCAGAUAGGCACAUCAAGAUGAAGAAGAUCACAACACAUCCGAGAGAAGAUGUGUGCCUUCUGUACCUGUACUACUACAACCAACAGAUGGCUGAAGAGCAGAGCGAUUGUCCUAUGAGGCCAACAUCCACUACGAGUUCAACGAACCCUGCACCGGUGCAACGCACCGAAAGUUCUGCCAGCAUGGAAGCUGAGAAUGUGCCGAAGAAGCGAGAUGGACCUGAGACUCGCACUGUGGUGAUUUCUCCAGAGAAGAAACGGCAGAAGAUGGAGUACGUCCGGAAAGACUUCGAAUUCAUCCAGAACUACUAUGCUGCCGCCAAGUACAAGGACGUGGUGCAACUGGACUUGAGCGUGGAUUGGCGCUAUGGCUAUGACAUCAUGGUGGAGACCACUCGCAACUUCCUCACCAUGCACAUGGAGAAGGAGCGCAAGGCCAUGGGCUACUUGUUCCACAUCGCCUACAAGAGUGAUCAUUCUGCAAUGGCCUGUCUUCGAUCUGGAGAGAUCUACAAGGUUGACACGGAGACCAGCACCUUUGAGGACCAUGAGAUCGACCCCAAAUGGUGGCCACAGAUCGAGGAGGCAGACCGCAGUGAAGUUCAGCAGUUUGUGGACGAGAAGGCAUUUCGGCCUAUACACCGUCUUCAGAUGACGGCAGACAUGGUCAAGAUCGACACCAAGUGGGUUCGAAAAUGGAAGAGGUUGCCAUCAGGGCAACUCAAGAUGAAGAGCAGGCUGUGCGCCAGAGGCUGCUUGGAUCAGCAGAAGUCACAGCUGACCACAAGGAGCACAACAGCUACCCGUCUUUCUCAACGACUUCUGGUUUCAACUGCAGCUCGGAAGAGGAGAUCCAGGAAAACCAUCGAGUCCUGGGACAUCGCUGGAGCUUUCUUGAAAGGCUUCGACUUCAAGGCCAUCCAGAAAGCCUUGAGGAAAUUGGGUCUUUCUGCUCCGACCCGAGAAGUGGUGAUCUUUCCACCAAUGAACGUGUGGCGACAUCUACAGGCAAUCAGUGCGGAAUUUCGAGUUCCUGAACACUCUCUACACGAACAUGGGCUGCUGGCACUGAAACCCAUCUAUGGACUCAAUGACGCACCUCUUGCAUGGCAACUAUCGCUGCACUCCUUCCUGGUGGACGACCUGGGAGCCAAUCGAUCCAAACUGGACGAGAACAGCUUCGCCUUCAAGACUGCCAACAAGGACAAGAUCGACACCCUGGACAAUCUGGAUGCGAUGAUCACUACACAUGUGGACGACUUGGCAGUGAUGGGCGAGCAGAAGUGGCUGGACCAACACUAUCAGAAGUUUGUGGACCGUUUCCAGAAGGUUAGCCGCCAAAAGCUUCCUUUUGACCACUGUGGAUGCACUUACAGCCAGACUGAGGAUGGCUUCGCAAUCACACAGAAGGACUUUGCCAUGAAGCUCAAGCCGGUGAAGAUUCCUGCAAGAGCUGAUGAAUCCAAGCUCUCCGCAGAGGAGAUCACAGAGCUCAGAUCGGCAUUGGGAGCUUUGCUGUGGAUCACAGCUACAAGGCUGGACAUCAUCUCUGAUGUCUCUCUUCUUCAAGCACGAGUCACUAUGGCAGAGAUCAGAGACCUCAAGACGGCCAACUUGGUGAUUGAGAAGGUGAAGCAGUUCGCAGAUGCUGGACUGCACUACCGGUACUUCGAGACCGAGAACCAGAGGAUUGUCUGCGUCCACGACGCAUCAUCGUCGUCGAAGGGACGCCACUAUGCUCAAGAAGGAGUUCUGGUGAUGAUGGCCGAUGAUGGAUGGCGACAUCAGACCGUCGAGCAUGAGGAGGUCUUCACCGACGAAACCGUCACAAGACACGGUGGAAUUAUGCAUGUGCUCUACGCACACGGUUCCAAGGCGAAAAGGGUGAGCUACAGCACCAGCCACGCAGAGACACUCUCAAUGGUCAAUGGGAUAGAAUCCACAACUCUCAUUACUACCAGAAUCAGUGAACUGAUGCAUCAUGUACCUGCACCAGAUCUCAAACAACUGGUUGUUUUGCAGGAGAACGGAAACCCCAGUUUGCCUGGUGAUUUCUACAUGGACUGCAAUGACCUGUGGCAGUUGAUAACAGGUCAGAAAACGUUACCACAAGACAAGGUUCAGAGGCUGUAUGUCUUGGGAAUCCGAGAGUGCCGACUGGUUGGACGUUUGCGGCUCUUGACUCUCGUCCCCACGACCGCAAUGCUCUCGGACGCUCUCACCAAAGCCAUGGUUUCUCCACAGCUCCUACGGCUGCUGACGUGUGGCAAGGUGGACUUCCACAACGUGCCGGAUCACCCAGUGAAGACGAGGACUUUGCCGACUCUGCCCAUCGAAGAGGAGUCGGACCUUCUACUCACGGACGAGGAGGUCAUGAAGGUGGCAGAGCUGAAGCCGAAUAAGGUCACUACGACCGCGGCAUCAAUCAUGCUGGGUUUGAUCGCAGGAGCAACUUCCCAGAAGCUGAUGGUAGCUUCGACUAUGGCUGCUAUGACAACAGCAGCCACCGCACAACCUAUCGGUGGCAACAAUGCGGAUGAUGGAGAUCACGGAGGACAUCUGGCACUCUAUGUCACGCUCUUCCUGACCGUGGUCCUGGCGAUCAUCGUGGAGAAGAUCAUUUCUGGUUUCUUCAAGAACACACCAACGGCACAUCUGAUCGUGCCCAAGGUGGAGCAGAUCCGUGCACCACCGAUGAAACGAGAUCGAGUAGGAGAUGAAGCAGAAGAGAUGGCGAGCCCGGUGGACGCUAUGGAUGUGGAUGAAGUGAAAAUGGAAGACUUGCCAAUGUCUCCAACGACGGCAAGACUUUUCUACGAGCGUGCCAAGAAGAUCCACGAGGACUAUGUCAAGCUCUCCGAGGAGAAGAUCCAGUCCAAGGACGACGAGGUUUGGCGAGCCUACAACGACGUCGAGUUCUACAAGAGCCAGAUCGACGAGGAGAAGGAGAUGCUCAAGAACAUGACCACGAACCGGGACAUCUUCCGCCACGACUGUGCUAUGUGGCAUGACCGGUUCGACAAGAAGGCCGAAGAGUUCAAGGACCUGGAGACCAAGUACCACGACGAGGAGCAGAAAUACCAACAGAUGUCAGACCUCUACAACGAGGCCGUUCGGAUGAAGCACGAGGUCGAAGGCCAGAUGAAGCGUGCUGACCAGGACAAGAACAAGGCCAUCGCCGACUUCAAGGACAUGAAGAUCAGGUGGCAAACGCAGCUUGGUGAAAGCCGCAAGCAGGAGAAUGAGAAGAAGGAAUGGAAGAAGAAGUAUGAGGACCUGGUAGCAGAACGCCAGGCUGAGAAGGCUGCAGCUCAGCGGAACCCGGUGGACCCGCAAGAGCUGAAUGUCCUGGGAAAACGGCUCAAAGAGGGCCUGAAGAUGAGCAUCAACGAGCUGGAGACGCUCAACCUGAAGCUGAUGCGCGACAACGAAUGCUACCACAAGGCCAACCGCGAGCUGAUGGACAAGGUCGCAUUGGCCAAAGCGCCAGCUGAGGUAGUGAUUUCCAGGCACGGAACGUGCUAUCACGCCCUGGGAUGCGGCCAUGCACCCGGUGAUUCUAGCAAGUUUCGCAAGUGUAAAGACUGCUUACCAUGA